Messenger RNA from Gadus morhua (Atlantic cod), 2890 nucleotides. It is a transcript of the gene sumo3b, whose product is annotated as small ubiquitin like modifier 3b. The coding region runs from base 1380 to 1820 and encodes 146 amino acids. Gene Ontology annotation, molecular function: protein binding. The record is from RefSeq and is a predicted model, not a curated record. Lineage: Eukaryota; Metazoa; Chordata; Actinopteri; Gadiformes; Gadidae. The transcript is spliced from 10 exons.
ACCUUGAUAAAAAAGAAAAAAGAAGGAAGGUAUCCACCCCCCUUCAGCUGCUUACAAAUCCGCGACUCAAAAGUUUUACUUUAGUGAUAGAAUUUUGGCCAAAUCCCGAAAUGUCCGGAAUGUAUAGAAUACCGUUUUUAGUUUUGAUCUUCACCAUGAGCGGCAUCAGAAGCGGUGACUCGCAGAUCGUGGAUCCUCCGGGAGUCCCUUGUGCCUCAAAGUCCAACACCACUUGUGAAGACUGCCUUAAGAAUGUCACUUGUUUGUGGUGCAUGUCAACGAAGGAAUGUGUGGACUACCCUGUGAGAAGCAUCCUGCCUAAACCCAGUGUGUGUCCAUUAAAUAAUGCACGAUGGGGUCUCUGCUGGGUCAACUUCCAGAGUCUGAUCAUUACCAUGUCAGUGCUGGCAGGCAUCAUCAUCAUUGCCAUCCUGGUUUGCUGUUUCUGCUGCUGUAAAUGUGAAAAAAUCGGGAACAAGCGACAGGACGCAAGAGCGGCCCAACAGGAGCGCGCGAGGAAGGCCCGCAAGGAUGAGAGAAAGUCUGAGAUGAAUGUGCGUCACGAAGAAGUGAGGCAGAAAUAUGGUCUUACAAAGGGGAAUCCUUAUUCACGCAUGGAUGAAAAUUAAGAAACAAUCCAGGCGAAGAAGACGCAAUAGUAACAGAAUCUCAAUAACUAUUGUGUCUUUAAUCAGAAAUUGUUGUGAUGUUGUAUCGUUAGGUCCCUGUGGAUUGUCGUUCCUAUCAAGUAGAAUGUGUUAGACUGUGAUGUUAGAUUUUUAUUUCAUGCCAAUGACAGAUAAAGAAUGUGAAGUUAAACCUUGUAAAUUGAUAAUGCACUCCAUUGAAUCACAUUUCAUUAUAUUGCCUCUUGCCUUACAUAGAUAUCAUGUGAUUAUGUUUUCCACUGUAGUCAUUUGUUUCUGUUAUGAUGUAUGUUUCAUUAUCAAAAAGAGUAAAGCCUUAAAUUGACUUGUCACUUUUGCGCAAUGCUAGUAAACCAAGUAUUAGCAAUUAUUAUUGUGAAUUGCAAAUACUAUUUCACAUUAACCUUGCAUUAUCAUUUACUUUUGUGCUAAUGUUAUAGUCAAAUAAUGUUUGUAUCCACUUUAGAUUGAUCAUCAUUGACAUGUUCAUGGUUUGUUCUGAAGUAUUUUGUACCACAUCAAUACAGUAUGAUGAAGGUAUGUGUCUCUUUGAUCUACUUGACACAACAAACUUGCAAACAACUGAAUUUUCUACAUCAACAGUGUGUUCGAACCUAGAAUGAUCAGUUGUGCAAAUAGUCCCUGUCUUUUUCUGACUCCACGGGCACGCGAACAUGUGCUUGCGCGCACACGUAUCCACGUUCCCGAAAAAUGCGAAACACGUGACAUGGAAUGGUCCUAUCACAAUUUCGUAAUGUGCGCGCUCCCGGUCGAAACCUAACAGACCGAGGAAGAGCCGCCUGCAGACCCGCUAACGCACUGCCCGCUGCCUGGAUAGCAAUCCGUUUUCACAUUGGAAGUGAGGUCUCGGGGAAAAUCUGCACAAUGUCUGAAGAGAAGCCAAAGGAAGGUGUGAAGACGGAGAACGACCAUAUUAAUCUUAAAGUAGCGGGUCAAGACGGGUCGGUCGUACAGUUCAAAAUCAAAAGGCACACUCCGCUCAGCAAGUUAAUGAAGGCAUACUGCGAACGACAGGGCUUGGCGAUUCGUCAGAUAAGGUUUAGGUUUGAUGGACAGCCAAUCAACGAGACGGAUACCCCUGCACAGUUGGAGAUGGAGGACGAAGACACAAUUGAUGUAUUUCAACAACAGACGGGAGGCUCCUUCUCCUAAGAGGACCGUGGACGAACCUCAGAGGACACGACCCCCGGAAGAGCGACUUCUUCUUCUCUCAUUGUCAUUGUUUCUUUUGUUUUGGAUCCUUCCUUCUUCUACCUUCACCCAAACUGAAAGCUCUAUAAUUCAUUCAGGGAUAUUUCGUUGUGGCCAGAUCCUAACAUUGCCACCGUGUUCAAAAUGCUAAAGUAGUGUGUACUAUUUAUCUAGUAUGACAUGUUCCAGACACGAGCAAGCUGGCCCGCAGGGAAACACAAAGGGAGGUCUGUUAGCGAUGCCUAAGAUUAAUAUGAAAUCGCCCACUUAGUGUCUGUUUCUGUACCUGCGGUGAAACUCUGCGGUUCUGAGCACUGCGCCCUCGGUAUACUGGGUGGAAGAGAGCUGAGAUAAAGAUAUGUUGGAUUUCCUAAAAUAUAUAUAUAUAUAUAUAUAUAUAUAUAUAAACGUAUACAUACAACUCAUGUUAGUCAUCUUUUAAGGAGCAACAGUCAAACUAAUGUCUGAUUUAUCCAUAUUCCAUUUUUAACUAUAAGAACAGAAGAGAAGUAUGUAUAUGGACACUUGACCUCAAUUAUGUCGCUCGCCUUGAGUGGAGUGAUAAUAAACGAUGUUAAUGUAACCCGGACCAAAAAUGUUACGUGAAUAGCUUUCCGAAUGAAGCAGUAUAGUGUCAGGGUGUUCGAUCCCACUACUUAAAGGCUUUACGUCACGUUGGAGCAGGGAUAAGUUCACUUGUGUUUUCAUGCCCCCUCAGUCCUUUGGCCAUAAAAAAAGGGAAUCCCCCCCCCCCCAGCGUCCAAGUCCUCUAUCCCCAACAGGCUUCAUUCACUAAAAUCUAAGUUGUUCACAUGAUCGGCUACAUUACAACCUAAUCAUUGAGGCAUUGCUCUUUUUGGGAGUUCUUGAGUUCUUUGUCAAGACAUUACUGGCACACUGGUCUGACUGAUGGCUGAGGCCGGACUGGCCUUCAGAGGCUGGGGGGAAUUGGUUAACAUCUUUCACAGAUAAUUGUACAUUUUCUUUUUGUUGUCCUUUUACUGUGUACAAUAAAUAUAGUUUGGUACUUA